AUGUUUGAGAAAUCGUCUUGGCAUCACAGAGCCAUGUUGACCGGAUCUAAUCCCAGAGUCUUGUCAUCAGGCGCCUACAGAUUUGUGCACAGGCAUCUUCCCCCAGGCUCUUAUGACCCUGAUAACAUACUUUUGGCACGCUUGGAUCGGACAACAAACUCCACGCCAGAAUUGGUCGAGGGUUCUCUCCUCGCGCUGCUGGAGAACACCUGUAAUCGCAUCGGCCACACCUGUGUGUCCAAACCUCGGCAUCACCUCCAGCACAUUCCGUGUAAAGGUUCUUCACAUAAACUUUUUUAUCGAGUACGGCGGUUCAACACGGGAAACGUUUACUUCUUAUUGCGGAGGAGACUUACACAGCACCUCCAGACCUCCUUAAAUCCACACCAUGAGUUGCCAGUGACCCCUCCAAAGGACCACUAUGAUUUAUCGCGGGUGAGGUUGCCCUGUCCGUCACUCACAACAGCAUGCGCUUCUUCAUAUGCCAGCUCUCCCACGUCACUUUCAACGUACUUACAUUUAGCAGGUGAGGAUAUCCACUGGUGGACCUUGCAAAAAACAUGCCCCGUCAAUCAUUCAUCAACAGUCACCUCGCAUCAAUGGGUUCUGGGUCAUCCUGAAUUAGGGCACUAUCCGUCCGAAAACUACCCUCACAGGCACUCUAAAACGGUGCGUGCGCGCAGUUUCCGGAGAUGUAGGUGCCCCAACUGCCAAAAGACUCCCGAGGAACCGGGCAGGAGAAAACACGUGUGUCACGUGCCGGGCUGCGGUAGAGUGUGAAGGCGCACCUGCAGCUGGAUGUUGUGCGGUAAGAGAUUUACGCGCUCGGAUGAGCUCCAGAGACACGUGCGCACGCACACCGGAGAGAAGCGCUUUGCAUGCCCUGACUGCACAAAACGUUUCAUGCGCAGCGAUCAUCGGGCCAAACAUGUGAAGACGCACCUAGAAGAAGAACUGGAUCACGUGACACUUCAUGUUGGAAUUAAUUUUGAACAAAACAACAGUCAACACAGGCUGUUUAAUAUGAACUUUUAUAAGCACUUACUUGUAGUAUGCUAUACAAUAAAAAACUCAAAUUGGCAUUUAACUUGUUUCUUUAAAUGACGUGUUGUGCUUCUUAAAUUAACCAUGGUUUUAUUAUAGUACAAUCCCAAAUAGCAACACAUUCUGGGCCAAAACUGCAUGUCACACUUCAGGUUUAAUUCUGGCUCCAUUUUGUAACACCUUUGUGUGAAAAAGCAUUUGGCUGAGUUGUGGCAGGAGGCUAGCCAACCAAAAGCAAAAAGCACCUUUUUGGCUGAGUCCUGGUUUGAGUUUGGUCCACCAGAAAACUGAAAAUCUUUGGCUGAGAUCUGCUGAGUUUUGGUUGGCUAAAGAAUGAAUAAACACUUAAAAAGGGUUUUGUCAUGAAGGCAUGUAAAAAGUCUAAAUACAAAAACCCUU
This is a messenger RNA of Misgurnus anguillicaudatus (oriental weatherfish), 1443 nucleotides long. Its product is annotated as transcription factor Sp5. Gene Ontology annotation, biological process: regulation of transcription by RNA polymerase II. Lineage: Eukaryota; Metazoa; Chordata; Actinopteri; Cypriniformes; Cobitidae. The record is from RefSeq and is a predicted model, not a curated record. Gene Ontology annotation, molecular function: DNA-binding transcription factor activity, RNA polymerase II-specific; RNA polymerase II cis-regulatory region sequence-specific DNA binding.